Onthophagus taurus is the source of this 1246-nucleotide messenger RNA. It is a transcript of the gene Daao1, whose product is annotated as D-amino acid oxidase 1. NCBI's taxonomy places the organism in Eukaryota, Metazoa, Arthropoda, Insecta, Coleoptera, Scarabaeidae. Gene Ontology annotation, biological process: D-amino acid catabolic process. Gene Ontology annotation, cellular component: cytoplasm. Gene Ontology annotation, molecular function: D-amino-acid oxidase activity; FAD binding. The record is from RefSeq and is a predicted model, not a curated record.
GAUAACAAAUCCAGAUAAAACACUUUAUUUUUUAUAAAUAAUAACUUAAUACGCAACCCACAUACAGAUAAAGUGCAUAAAUCGAAAAAACAAUCUAUAUUUAGAAUUAUAACCGCGGAGAUCGCCCGUAGUGUAAUUAUUUCGUUUAAAAUUAAUUUUUAAAGCAGUUUUAAAUAAAAAUGAAAGUUGCUAUUGUCGGUGCGGGUGUUGUGGGAUUAACCACAGCUGUUGAGUUACAAAAGGAGGUCAAAGGCAUCGAUGUAACGAUUUUUGCGGAUAAAUUUUAUAAGGACACAACGAGUUAUGUUGCUGCGGGGCUUUUUAGACCCGGGACAAGUUUCGCUGGACCAACACAAGAAAUUACAAAAAAAUGGAUUGUUGAUUCAUACAAUUAUUGGGAUAAAAUUCGAGUAACCCCCGAAUCCCCCAAAGCUGGAAUAACCGAAAUUUCCGGUUACAUUUUUUCAAGCGAACAUAAACAUUUAACACGAAAUCAUUACAUAGAAGACGUCGUUCCUUUAUACCGUAGCGCAACGGAAGACGAAUUAAAUUUAUGCCCCGGAAAUUGGAAAUACGGAAGUUUUUUUAGAACGAUUUUAACCGAAUGUACGAGAUAUCUCCCUUGGAUAACCGAAAAAUACACCGCGCUAGGUGGACGAAUUCACCAAAAAUCAAUUAAUUCGUUUUCGGAAUUAACCGAUUUUGAUUUAAUCAUAAAUUGUUCUGGAUUAGGUUCAAAAUUGUUGUGUAAAGACCAUAAAAUCGUUCCGAUUCGGGGACAAGUUUUAAAAGUAAAUGCGCCGUGGUUAAAAACGUUUUUUUACGGCGAUUUCGACACUUACAUAAUCCCUGGGUUUGAAACUGUUACUUUAGGAGGAUGUCGUCAAUAUGAUUCGUACGAUUUAAACGUAAAUAAAUUCGACUCAAUGGCAAUACAAGAACGAUGUUACUCAUUAGUGCCUAGCCUAAAAAAGGCUGAAAUCGUAACAGAAAAAGUUGGGUUAAGACCGCAUCGAGACCCUGUUAGAGUUGAAAAAGAAUUAAUUGAGGUUAAUGGGAAAAGAAUUAAGGUUGUUCAUAAUUAUGGACAUGGUGGGUAUGGAGUUACAACUGCCCCAGGAACUGCGUUAUAUGCAGUUAAAUUGGUUAAGGAGAGUUUAUCAGGGAAUAGUAAAUUAUAAAUUUUUUGAUUUAAAUAUAUAUUAUUUGAGAUUCACUUAAUAAAAUAAAUAAUAUAUGAAAUAUC